Molecule: messenger RNA, 366 nt
Organism: Striga asiatica
Lineage: Eukaryota; Viridiplantae; Streptophyta; Magnoliopsida; Lamiales; Orobanchaceae
Source: the annotation of a GenBank genome assembly
AUGAUGAAUCCGGUUGUCCUUGGCAAGCACAGCUACAUCGAGGGCAUGGGACGAUUGUCGUGUUGUAAAAAGCCGACAACGAAACACAACACCUCGGAGCAACCGAAGCUCGGAAUUGCGAGUACGAACACUCGUUCGGCGCCCUUGAUCCUCACUAAACUUGGUCGGCACGACUCUCAAGGCGGGCCCACAAGUAUAGCCCGGGAUUCCGAGCGUGAAAUUCUCGGGAACUCUGACUGCCUUAGACCCACCGACAUGCAUCUGAAAGGCGGCCACAUGUCUCCUGGGAUCCUGCAAAAGGGACGACAGAACGCCAGCUCGGCAGCAGUUGGCGACCUGCUUGUUGUAAGGAGUGCCGGGCAAUAG